AUGUGGGACACGAAGCUCUGCCUCCUGCUGCUGCUCUGCCUAACCCUGACCUAUGCUCAAGAUGAAGAACAAACCUGCAUGCUGGCCAAACGCUUCAACACCCUGCACAAGUACACUUACCAGUACGAAGCUGAGUCUUUGAACGCCAUCAACGGAGCCUCUAAGCUCAAGAAUGGACCCAAAGCAUCAUGCAAGGUGGAGAUCGAUGUGCCCCAGGCCUGCAGCUUCAUUGUGAGGACCAGCGGCUGCGCCCUGAGCGAGGUGGAGUCUGUGAACGCCGACGGAAACGUGGUGUUCAAGACUGCAGCUAGCUCAGACAGCUUCGCCGCAGAGAUGGAGAAAUACAUCCUGAAGGUCCAGGUCAACGAGAAGAACCAGAUCAAGCUGUACCCUGAGGAAGGCGAGACCACCAACAUCCUGAACAUCAAGAGAGGCAUCGUGUCGGCCCUGGUCGCCCCCGGCCCCCAGGACAACCGAUACACGCCCACCAUCCACGGCCUGUGUAAGAACUCCUACAGUGUGUCCACUCCCACUGAGAUGACCUUCAGCAGAGACCUGUCCACAUGUGACCACUUUGUGCCUCUGAGAGACCAGACCAGCCCCCUGGCCCUGCUCACUGGACUGCACUACCCUCUGUCCCAGCUGGUGCGCAGCUCCCAGACCUGUGAAUACCAGUUUGAUGAGGAGAAGAGCAACAUCGUGUCUGGAAAAUGCAUUGAGAAGCACAUCCUCCUGCCCUUCUCCUCCCAGGGAGAAUAUGGAGUGACCAACGACGGACAGCAGACCGUGACUUUCAUCGAGGCCACCCCCCUCAACGACAGAGUUUUUGACCUUGGCCCCAUCGUGAAGGAUCUGUACAUGGACAUGGUGGAAGACCACACCGUGACACAAGACAAAGACGCCGCUUUGGAGCUGCUGAGACAGCUGUCUGCUCUGCCCGAGUCCCAGGGAGAGAGCCGGGCCCACCUCUUCUACAAGCUGGUCCUGAUGGUGCGUGGCAUGAAGCUGGACACUCUGACUUCUGCCAUCCCCGAAGCCCUGGAGGCCUCCCCAAUGCUCACCUACCAAGUCCUGGCCCAGUGUGGCACACCUGAGUGCAGCAGCGCCAUCCUCGAAAUCCUGAGGACCCGUCUCGACAGCAAAACCGAGGUGGACACUUUUGUCUACACCAUGGGCCUGGUGUCCAACCCUUCGGCCAUGCUCAUCAACGACAUGCUGCAGAUAGCUCAGGAAAAGCCUAGCAAACCUGUGAUGUAUGGCCUCAGCAACAUUGUCAACAGGUUCUACAAGACCGAGGGCCAUUUGGUCCCAGAGAUCUUCUCUGUGGCUCGCUUCAUGGCUGGUCAGAUUGGAGAGUGUUCCGGAGACAUGGACAGGAUUUUCCUCACGCUCAGGGUGAUUGGAAACAUGGCCCCUGCUAUGGCUAAUGCUGGCCCCGCAGUCAGAGUAGCCGUGCUGAAGUGUGUGAACAAGCCUGAGGCCUCCGCAGAGGUCCAGCAGGCCGCCAUCCAGGUCUUCAGACUGGCCCCUGUGCCAGAGGAGGGUAGAGAGAUCUUCAUGCAGGUGCUUUUGGACAGUGCUGCCCCGGUGCAGAAGCGCGUGGCUGCCUACCUGGUUCUGAUGAAGGACCCCCAGCCCAGCGAACUCGCCCAGUUCAUGUCAGCCCUGUCCAGCGAGCCUGAUAUGCAGCUCAAGAACUACAUCACCUCCCACCUCAGCAACAUCGCCUCCUCCACUGAGACCGCCACUCAGGAGCUGAGACAGAAGAUCUUUGACGCCAAGACUUACAACAAGCUGGGACCCCUGGAGGACAGCCUGAAGAUGUCCCGCCACAUGAAGGUCGGCAUGAUCCAGAGCAACAUGAUCUUUGAGGGAACCAGCUACCUGCCCAAGGAAGUCAUGCUGGAGAUGACCCUCCGCGCCUUCGGCUUCGACCUGGACAUGAUCGAGGUCGGUAUGGAGGGAAAAGGCUUCGAGCCCACCGUGGAAGCCCUGUUUGGAGAGAACGGCUUCUUCCCUGACACCGCCAUGAAGACCAUCUACUUUAUGUCCGACAACAUGCCCCUCCAAGUGAGCCAGGUGCUGCAGAACGUGCUGCCCGCCAUCAAGAAGGACCGCAUGAAGAGACAGACCUCCCAGAACCUGAUGAAGGACAUUGGCCAAAACAUGAAGAAAGUGCUGAGCGAGCUGAAGGCGUCCGAAGCCCCUGAAGCCACCGUCUACCUGCGUCUCCUCGGCAACGAGCUGGGAUACAUGAAGACCAACGAGAUGGAGCAGGUGGCCUACUCCGCCACCAGGUUUGUGGACUCCAUGCUCAAGAUGUUCCCAGUCGAUGUGGUGAAGUCCCUGACCACCAUGACAGACACAUCCCUGUAUGCUCACUACAUCUUCAUGGACAAUGAGUUCUUCCUGCCCACACUGACCGGAGUGCCCCUGAGAAUCGCCCUGUCUGGUACCUUCGCCCCUGGCUUCAAGGGAGGACUCAAGAUCUCCCCCCAGAUGAACGAGGUGGCCUUCAUGCCCUCUGCCGGAGUGGAGUUUGUGACCCAGAUGGGAACACACAUACCAGAGUUCUUGGACACUGGUCUGGAGAUGCACACCAACAUCUACCACGAGUCCGGCCUGAGCGCCAAGGUGACAAUUGAGAAAGGGAAGGUCCAGCUGACGAUGCCCGCCCCUAAGACCACCACCAAGCUCAUCCACAUCACGAACAACCUGGUGGCCCGCUCCGGAGCUGAGAUGACCGUGAUCCCAACUGUGCCUAUGGACCGUGUCAGUGUCAACGAAUGCACUCCCUUCUUCUCUGGCAUGAAGUACUGCUACAACCUGCAUUUCAACGACGCCUGGAACAUGGAGAGGACACCCUACUUCCCCUUCACCGGACACAGCAAGUUCGCCAUGGAGCUGGAGCCCACCGGAGAAGUAAGCGAGUACACAGCCACUCUGGCCUACGAGCUGCUGCGAGAGGGAGAGGAAGGCAAGCAGAAGGUCGACGCGUUCCACUUUGUCCUCCGAGCUGAAGGAGCUGAUCCCACUGAGGCUCGUGCCACGGUCAAGUACAACCGCCGCAAGAAUGUGGCGACCGCUGAGCUGAUUGUGCCAGACUACGACAUGGAGGUUGGCCUCAGGCUGGGCGUCGUGGACGGAAACACCAAGGGCAAAGGAACUCACUCCAUUUCCCUGGACCUCAUCAACAAGAACAUCCCACAGCUGUCUCUGGUCGGACGUGCCAAGUUGAUGGAGAUGAAGGAAGGCAUGCUCCAGGUUCAGAUGCUGGUCCCUGUCUUGAGCACUGACGCCACCUUCACUGCCAACCUUAAACGUGACGACGAGAUCGAAGUGGAGCUCAAGAGCGACAUCAAGGUUUUCGAAGCCACAUCCGAACAGAAGAUCACACUUAAAUAUGAUGGCAGCAAAAUUGAAGCAGAGUUCAAGUCCGACAUGAAUGCUGAGACAGCCAAGAUGCCUGUUGGUGAGAUUGUAGCCAAAUACGGAGAGCAGAUCAUGGAUACGCAGGUUGGAGAAACCGACAUGAAGGUCCGCCACAUCUUCACCAAACUUGUGGAGGCAUCCAACAACUACAUGGAGAAGUAUGGCGCUGAUCUGCCUUACAUCCAGAACUUCAGAGUGCCUGACAUGCCCGAGAUGACCCUGCCUGAGAAACUCUUCCUCAACACCGAGACCAAGGCUAUCUACUACUUCAACAAUGAGCGCUGGUCCAUGUUUGUGCCCGUACCAUUCGGAGGAAAAUCCACUAACGACUUCAACUUCCCCGAGAUCUUGAACACGCCCCACAUCUCUGUUCCCCAAUUCGGGCUGGAGAUCGUCUCCAUGGAAAUCCCUGUGCCUGAGCUUUUUGUCCCGGAUGGUUUCACUCUCUACGUCCCUCUUUUCGGCAAAGCUGAGGUUUCCGCAAUCUUGAACAGCAACCUCUACAACAUGGAAGCUACAAUGGCUGCCGGAAAAGACCUUGUGGAGACACCAAGCUAUUCUGCCAAGAUAGCUGUGGCUGGAACCUCUCCAAUUGACAUUCUUUCAGUCAAAUUUGAAGGCUCUGGUAUGGUCAUCCCUGAAGAUGUCUUGAGGGCCCAAGUCAAGGGAUCUUUUGUGCACAAAUUCCUUAAGGCAAAUUUGAACAUUGUUGAGGAAGCAAGUCUGACUGACGUAUUCAUCUACAAAUGUAACAGCGAGAUCGAUGCCACCAGCCCUCUUGGAGUUAAUAUGGCCGUUGAGCACACAGUUGUUGCUGGACUGAACAUGGAGAAGCUCGACAUGAACAGCAACCUCAAUGCCAUGGUCAAAGCUGGCCCCUUCUACGGCAAGGUCUCCUCAACUCAGUCAACUAGCAUUUCUCCAUUCACCCCAGAAGCUAAGAUUGAAUCCUUAAUGAAAAUUGACUCUACUUUACUCAAGGCAGAAAACACAUUCAGUGUAGAGCUUCAUGAGGGAGCCAUCUCAGUGCUGUCCGACACUAAAGCCUUUGACGGGAGCAUGGUCCAUAUCGCUGCAGUUAACUUCAAAGAUCAGAAGCUGACAGUCAAAUCCGAUACCAACGUUGACGCCGUUGGUCUGAAGAUGAAGAACCAGAUUGAGGCUGCCGCUGGUGCUGGGGAGGUUGUGAUGAGAAUGGAGACCAACUCAAACUAUGCUGACAACCAUGUGCUUUCUGUGAUAAGCGCCACAUUGAACGCUGAAGGUUUGGUAAUGAACAGCGAUGCCACCCUACAGCUGCUGGACAAUAAAGCGAUCCAUAAAGCCAACAUGAAAUUCAACCAAGAAGGUCUUGUUGUGAGUGGAACCAACACUCUUGAGAGCCCUCUGUCUGUCGAAAAUAUAUUCAAUGUUGCAGUCGACACAUCCAAAGCUGAAUGUUCCAUCUCCAAUAAGGCUGCGCUGUAUGACAUGAAGGUCGACAAUGCUAACUCCCUGACCCUCACUCUGUCCAGCAUUAUCUUCUCCUCUAAGGCUGAAGCUCUUGCCAGUGAAUAUGUCACUUACACUCAUGACAUCUCCUUCGACAUGAAACCUUACAUCACCUCUGCAAAUGUCAAUAACAACUUGAAACUACUGGCAGUCAACUUCAUCAACGAGGCCCAGCUACAGGCAGAGAUGUACAAGUUUGAUUUGACGGGAAGCAUGAAGGCCAUCACCAGCGAGGAUGAGAUCAAGCACAUCUAUCAGAUCAACUUCGCUGACAUGACCGCUAAUGCCAAAUGCAGCACCACAGGAAAAUUGUUCGGCACGCACAUGAACCAUAACACAGAGCUUGAGGUGAUUGGCCUUGCUGCCCGCUUCUCCAACGAUGCCCGCUUCAACUCCCAGCCCAUGCGCUUCGAUCACACCGUCCGCGCUAGCAUUGUUCCAUUUGACUUCAACCUUGACGCCAUUUUUAAUGCUGAUGGUGACCUGACACUCUACGGAAAGCACUCUGCACAGCUCUAUGGCAAGUUCCUCAUCAAAGCCCAGCCACAUGCCUUUGCCAGCACCCAGGAAUGGAGGGCUUCAAUGACCCAGGCCCUUGACAAUGGCAUGGCAUUCGAGACCACCUUUGACAACAAAGUGGACACUGCUCUAUCCCUGGAAGAACAGAAAACAAGCUACAGGAUUAAGUCCAAGAUGAACGACCACGUGUUCAACCAGGACAUGAGCCUUUACAACACAGCUGAGAGGAUGGGAGUAGAGUUGUCCAGUGCCAUCCUCACAAACCUUCUCAACCAAGAGAAUCCAGAGAACCAAGAGUUUUCCAUUUCUGGCUUUGUGAAAUAUGACAAAAACACCAAUAUGCAAGUCAUCCAGCUUCCCUUCAUGGAAUACUUCCCCAUUGUUGUGGAGAACCUAAAAGGUGCUUUUGUCUAUGUGGCAGAGGCACUCUUGGACUUUAUUAACAAUGAAGAGGUGCGUUCCAAACUGGAAUCCAUCCCUCAGCAUAUCACCACCUUUAUUGCUGAGCUUAACCUUGAAGAGAAAAUUAACAGGCUCAAGCAGUUUGUUAGUGACCUCACUCAGGAGUAUGCCAUCUCUAUGGAAGACGUACAAGGAUUCUUGAGAAACUUAAACGAGACAGUGAGGAAAGUGCUUACCAAUUUCAGUUCUUAUGUGACACAGUUUAUUGUCAAGAUGAAAGAAAUCAUGGAGAACAUGACUCUGCCUGACACCAUUGUGCAGAAGAUUCAGGAGCAGCUGCUGGCCAUUGAUGAGGCAUUUGAGAUCAGGCCUAUGCUUAUCUAUGUACUUGAAACCUCUACUGAGAUCCUCCAGCAGUUCAACUUGGAAAAACUUAGAGGAAGUGUCCUUGAGAUCCUUAUCGACCUUGACAAGGAUUUCCAUAUCACAGAAACUGUGUCAAAGAUCUUGACAGCUUUGAAGGGAUUUAUUGAAAGAUUUGACAUCCAGCAGAUUUAUCAAGAGCUAAAAUCUGUUCUCGUAUCCAUUGACUUAAGAUCUCAUAUUGAUGAACUCAUAGGUGUAAUUCCAACUGAGAUGUUCAGCGAUGCUACUGAUUAUGUCUGGAAAGUCAUUCAGGACCUUGAUGUUGUGGGAAAAUUCAACACCUUUUAUGCCCAAGUAAGAGACCUGCUUGUACGAUUUGAGCUUGACAAGAAGAUGCUGGCGCUGAUGGAGAAAACUCUUGAGGUCAUCAAACAACUGAAAGUUAAGGAAACCUUUUCUGCUUUUGUUCAAAUGGUCAAAGAUCUUCAUAUUCCAGAAACCUUUAUGCAUUUCUCAAAGGUCACAAUUGAUUAUAUCAAAACAACUGAGAUGAAAGACAUGAUUGAAAACACCAAUAACAUGAUUCAAACUGUGAUUGGGGUACUAAACUCUCUGGAGUACAAUGAGUUGGUGAAUAAUCUCAACAAGUUUAUUGCUCUUUGGACAAGAUACAUCAAUGAGGUUAUCAAGGCACUGGAAAUCCCAGAGAAACUUCAGGUAAUGAGGGACUUUGUCAACUAUGCUUUCUCCACUGUGAACGACGUCACUGCCAAGUUGAGAGAAGUCAAGAUUUCAGAAAUUUUAAAAAAUGUUCAAAGCAUGGCAUUCCAAGUGGUUGAUUACAGCAAGACAUUGGUGGACUAUGUGAAGGAGCAAAUCGAAGUGUUGGAGAUUCAAAAAUCCAUUCAGGCUGUACUGAAGUUUUCAAGCGAGAUCUACAAGGAUGUAAUUAUAACAGUUAACUGGUGGUUCACCAGGACAGUUGACUUCAUCAGUAAAUACACCCCUGACCAAAAGUUCAUUGAAGAUGUGAAACAGAUGUUCUCUAGCAUUGUGGCUGAAAUGAAACAGCUGGAGCUGAAUACUCCAUCAUUCACUGUGCCUUUAAGUGAUUUAGAAGUGCCAAGCAUGAAGAUCAAACUUGCCAAACUCAAUGAAUUUGAGAUCCCAACACAGAUUGAUAUUCCUGAGUUCACAGUUUUGGGCAGGUACACUGUCCCUACCAUCACAAUCACCUUUGCUGACAUCAAGCAGAAGUUCUUUGAGCUUGUUGAUUAUAUAAUGAAUUUCAGCUUCCAAAUGGUGAAUGUGGAAUCUUUCUUUGGAGACUUGAGUUUGAACUUCCUGCCCCACAUGCCAGAGAUCACUCUCCCAGAAUUCACUCUCUCUGAAAUCUCCUUGCCUACAAUCCCCGAGGUACCUUUAGAGAAGCUUGUCAAGUCACUGCAAGUUCCUGAGAUUAAGUUUCCAGAAAUACCUACAGAAUUGGUGAUCCCAAGCUUUGGCAAGCUUUAUGCUGAGUUCAGGGUGGAGACUCCAAUGUACACCACCAAGACGACUGCUGAGUUGCAAAACUCCACUGAAAAUGAGCAGACUCCUCAAAUGACAGCUUUCCUCGUUUCCCAGGGUGGGUCACCAGCUUAUGACAUCUUUAACUACAAAAUUGAUUCCACUGCUCGACUUGCCAUCCCCAAGAUGAGCCGCAUUAUCAUUGGAGAGACUGUGAAAUUCGAACAUGUUGCUCUUGGACUGGAACAUCAAGGAUCUCUGAACCUGUAUGGCAAAUCUGCCCAAGCUCAGGCUAAGACCUCUAUGAAGGUUACAACUAAGCCAUACAUUGGUGACUUCAUGAACACUGCUUUCAUUGCAUUUGAAGACGGCAUGUCUGCUUCUCUUGAGACCACUCUCAAUCACAUCAUUGACAUCCCGGUUUUCUCUAUCAAAAUGGAAGCCAACACGGCUCAAAAGAUUAUUUCCCGUCUUGAUGGCCUGAAACUCACCAUUUCAGCUGACACCACGGGAAAAACUGCCUGUAAUGGUGAGGAAGGAAAUCAGAAGAGCAACCUUGACUUUACAUUUACUCCCAAUAUGAUCACACUUACCUUUGACAGUGACACUGAAGCUACAAACCUCAAGGUGAAGCAGGUGAUGAAUGCUGAAGUUGGCACUUUUAGCUAUGUCAAAUUCAACAUUCGUAAUGAGGCUGAGACACCAUUCCUUAAGUCCAGUGAGCUCGUAGCAGCCGGCCAGGCUAACCUGUUCGAUAUGAAGGUUGACAUCACUGCCAACCACAACUCAGAGCUGGUUGGUCCAAUCCAAGGCAACAUUGCUAAUGAGUUGAAGUUUCUGAUUAGCCCAAGACAAUUAGCAUUUGAGUUCAAGAACAAAGGUACCAACAAAGUCAACUUCCUUGGAUCUCUCACUGCCAAAUUGGAUGCCCAAAGUGACAUGUCUGCCUACCUGAACUCUGAGAUGCAGAGGAUGAACACUUUUAACAUGGUGCGGUUCAACAAGAACACAGGCUUCUUCAACAUCACCUUGGACAAUAGUGAGAAAGAAACUGCAGUUAUUCUUGGCUUUGAUGGACAGGCCAACCUUGACUUCCUCACCUCUCCCAUUAGCAUCCCUGAGAUUGACCUCCCAUUUGUUGACUUCCGUACACCAGAAGUUAGCAACCUGAAUUUGUAUGAGCAGACAAUCCUGAAAGACAUCUUGACCACCACUGAGCAGUCUGUUAGCCUUGAUGCCAAGGUUGCCUACCAAAAAAGCCUGGUUGUGGGCCUGAUUCCAAAUUUUGGAAACCUUGUCACAGAAUUGGCAUUCAAAUCUGCCAUCAUAAAUCUGAACCUCAAUACUAAUCUGGAGACUGAAGAUGACAUCACUUUCCGCCUGGAAGCUACCACUGCAUCCGUAUUUGACAGCCUGAAAGCUAAACUCGACGGUACAACCAGCCUGACUACCAGAAGAGGGAUUAAACUGGCCAACUCUCUGUCCCUCGAGAACAAGCAUAUUGAAGGCACUCAUGACAGCACUGUUAGUGUUAGCACCGAGACCUACGAAACUGCUGUGUCUGUCACAACUCUCGGAAAAGUUGCCCUGCCCGUCCUCAACAUGGAAAUCAACCAGAACUUGAUCGCAGACAACAAGGCUAAACCCACUGCUGCUUGCACAUUCAGGGUGAACGGUCAGCUUAACAUCCCCAGAAUUAAUGCUGUUGUAAAAGCUGAGGCAGAUCAUAGCACUAAGAUGGAGGGCACAUUUGAUUACCUGUCAAUGGAAACAUCCAACAGAGCUAACAUGGACGGAACCAUUCUGGAGGAAUAUUUGGUUUUGGGAGUGCUGGACAAUGAGCUGAACUUCUACUUGAACAAGGAAGGUCUUCGUUCAAAUGCCAAGGUCAUUGCUGACACCAAGUUGAACGGUGGCACAAGCAAGAUCUUUGCUUUUGAUGUCAUCGAGAAUCUUGCUAUUGAAGCUAGUCCAAGCCGUGUCUACACUGUCCUGAAGUACACCGGAAAUAAUGAAGCCAACUUGUUCAACUUUAACACCAAGGGACGCCAUGCUGCCCAGGCAACCAUCGACUUUGUUCCCAUCUCUGCCCUGACUGCUGACAUUGAGAUUGACCUGUCUCAGCCCAAUACAUUUGGUGAUUUUACCAUCUAUGAGAAGGCAACAGCUGAAGUGACAACUGAAAAGCAAAAGGCUGCAUCUACUAGCAAAUUUGUGAGUCCAGUCUACACCACCAACUUUGUUGUUGAAGUUGAGGGAGAUUAUCCAAUCCUGAAGGUCAUCGCAAAGUCCUCAGCCACCUCUCCAAUUAACCUCCUGGAGUUUGACAUGGAUUCUUCUUCAACCACAAACUAUGAGAAUGAUGCCCUGAACAUGAACAACAAGGUUGUGCUGACCAACGCUGCCAUGACAAUGGACAUCACUCAUGUUAUUACUCAGGCUCUGAGGAGAAAAAGGCAGGCUGACGACAGUGUCUCUCGCCAUACAUUGAACAUGGACAUCACCAGCCCAACCUUCACCGAUAUGAACAUCCGCUAUGCUGCUGGAAGAAAUGGUAUCAGUGCUUCUUUGUCCUCUCCCUCUGUGGGAUUCCUGGGUAUGCAAGUCAACGGCAAAAGCACAUCUCAGAUGAAUUUGAGACUCUAUGGACGCCAUGCAUCCUCUCCAGAUGCCGAUGUUGACAUCCUGGUGCUGCGUGCCACUCCCAAAGACGGUGACAAGAUGACUCUGCAGGUUGCCUACAACAUGGAAGCACCCAAAGCUAUGCUCACCGAGUUCAAAGCCAAGAUCCCUGCUGUCCUGUCCACCCUAAAGGCCUUCAUCGACAACAACCUGAUGACGAGCAACGUGCUGGAGUGGAGAGAUACUAUGCUGACCCGCAUCAACGAGGCCUACACUGCUGCUAUUAACUACGAUGUCCAACUCAGCCAGCUGUCCAUCUUUUUCCGCAACUCAGUCGUUGAGUUCCAGAAAAGCGUCCAAGUAUUUGUAGAUGCUGCAGUCAAAGUUCUCAGGGAAACUCAAUUCAGGCUUCCCGGCUCAGAGGAGAUGACCACCCUUCCUGUUGUCCUUAAACAAAUUACCUCAAGCAUUGCCAAUGUUCUGCGCAACGUCAUCCAGAUUGCGUACGACACCACAGAGUUCUACUACAACUCUUUUGUGGACACCUUUAGCACAGUUGAGCUCCGCAUGCCAGUCGGAGACGUGAUGACUGUUGGACAGAUCAUUGACAAUGUCAAAACCACAGGCAAAAGCCUCUUCAACCAAAUUGUUGAUUUCGUGAACAACAUGGAAAGCCUGGACACCAUGCUGGUCAAGAUUGGCGAGACCCUGAAAGCCUUAGUGGACAAAACCACAGAGUUUGUAGAUACCAUCAAGUCAGAUUUCUUGGAUUCCCUUCUUGCCAAUGUCAACGUGGCAUACAGAAGGGUGGUGAUGGCUGUGAAGGACAUUAUCGAACUCGUGUCUUCCUAUGACAUGGACCAGCUGAAUGAUUUCUUGCAGUCCGUAGUUGAUUAUUGCAUUGUUGCGGUGGAGCAGUUGAAUGCAAUGGUCAAUGGUAGCACCCUGGAGGUCGAGCUGCCCUUCCCCUUCCUGCAGUGA
Molecule: messenger RNA, 11322 nt
Organism: Knipowitschia caucasica
Lineage: Eukaryota; Metazoa; Chordata; Actinopteri; Gobiiformes; Gobiidae
Source: the annotation of a GenBank genome assembly